This is a messenger RNA of Tetrahymena thermophila SB210, 1266 nucleotides long. RefSeq names its product transmembrane protein, putative. The record is from RefSeq and is a predicted model, not a curated record. NCBI's taxonomy places the organism in Eukaryota, Ciliophora, Oligohymenophorea, Hymenostomatida, Tetrahymenidae. The transcript is spliced from 6 exons.
AUGAAAUAAAAUUUUAAGCUAUUAUUUUUAGCAUGUAUUUUGGCUAUUUCUUGUGGAUUAGAUGAUUUAGGAAAGCCUUUGAUAUACAGUUUUACUAAGCAUAAGCACUACUAGCCAAAUUAAGGUUUUUUAGCUAGCAAAUAAACAGAAGGAACUCCAUAAAAUCCUCCUAUUCCAACUGAUCCGCAGCCAAAUAAGCCUGAUUAACCAAAUCAGCCAAAUAAACCAGAUUAACCAAACCAACCAAAUAAACCUGAUUAGCCAAAUUAACCAAAUUAACCCACAUAGCCAAUUGAAGAAUAAGGAGGUAACGGAUGGGGAAUAUUUUUCGCUAUUGUGAUUGUAAUUCUUGUUAUUGUAGGAAUUGCUUAUUUGUAUAACAUGUAUGAGGAACACAUAAUAAAAACAGAAGGUACCAUGAAGGCAGAAUUAGGCAUUAAGAAACAAAAUUUAAAUUCAAAUCAAAAAUUGUUAUUAAAUCUUCUUACAUUUAAUAGUAAGAGUGAUGAAUUUUCAGCUCCAUACUAUUAGUAAGACGUGGAAGUAAAACAUUAAAUUGAGGAAGCAAACAAAGUUGUGUUGGGAGAAUAUUUAUAAGCUACAUUUAAAUAACAAAAUGGGUAAAGAUUGAUUAUUUGUAACUAUCCAUGUGAUUAAAAGAUGGAUUGUUGCUACUUUGAGGUUGAGCUAGAAAAAAUAAAUUCAAAUAAUUUUGAUUAGUAAUUAUCAAUAGGAUUUAUAUCAAAAUCUUAAUUAGAUAAAUGUAAAACAUAGCCUGACAAUUUUCAGUUGUUGCUCUCAGGACAAAAAUCUGUGCUUUAUUCUUCAAAUGGAUUAAUAAUGAUUGGAGAAUAGGAAGUAGACCUGAAUAUUGAAUAAAUUACUUAUGGUGAUACUAUGGGAAUUGGUUAUACUAAAAAAGAUCAAAGAAUAUGGAUUACUAGAAACGGAGAAUUUUUAAAUCCUCCACCUUUUGAGGAAAUAAAGAAAUUGUAGGAAUAAAAAAAAAAGAGCUCAAGCAAAAAAGAUGAAGAAGAAGAGUCUUAUAGACCUAAAGAAGACGAUCAUGAAGAAAUUGAAGAAGAACGUUUGAGGAAAGAAAGAGUGCUUAAGCUUAAAUUAGAUAAAUAAGAAAAAUCUUAAGAAGAUUAUGAAGCAAUUUAUCCAUUUGUCUGCACUAAUUUUCCUUGCACAAUAGAUAUUAAUGUAGGAGGAUAUCCAUUCCGUUUCAAUCAAAAAGAAAUAGCUACUGGAUUGCUAAAAUGA